AGAGGGGCCUCGGAUACCCCGGCUCUUAUACAGCUGGUCCAUUUUCCACCUCAAAUUUUACCUCUCUUCUCUCCAACAUUCCUUGAACUCAUCCCCCAAACCAUUCCUUUGGAGAUAUCCAACCUCUUAUACUUCACUACCUAACAGUAAAUACCUACCUGCACUGGUUUACCCCGCAGGGACCAAACGCAAUGAUCUUGAGCAGAGUAUCAUUGGGCUUUUUGGGCCUGUUCUUCAUGGCAGGCUCCAUUUUGCUGAUCUUUCUCACACUGCUGGGGGGUGCUCGCAAUAGCACCCCACUGAACGAGAUCUACUUCCUGCAGGCCGACACUGGGAACAUCCCUGGGGCCCCAAGCAUUUCGCGAUGGACCUUCUGGAACGUCUGCGGAGUGACCAACAAUGGCAGGAAUGACUGCGGCAAAUCGCACCCCGACUACCCAUUUGACCCCCCAAGCCACCGCACUUUUGAUACCACCGUUAAUAUUCCCCCUGAGUUCAUCGGAACGAACCACUACUUCUUGACGUCGCGUUUCAUGUUCCCAUUCAUCAUUAUCGGUCUGUUCUUCGCCGUGUGUUCGCUCUUCACUGGUUUGCUAUCUAUGUGUACCCGUAUCGCCAGCUACCUCUCUGGUUUCCUGGCCUGGCUCGCUCUGACUUUCCAGGGCAUCACCACCUGCCUCAUGACUGCUGUCUUUGUUCAGGGCCGCGACGCCUUUAAUCGCAAUGGUCAAAACUCCCAGCUGGGCGUUAAGGCCUUCUCCUUCAUGUGGACUGCUACCGCUUGCCUGUUCCUCUCAUGUCUGAUGUACUGCCUCGGCGGUGCCGUCGGCCGGAAAGACAACUCUGGAUACAGCGGACGCAAGGAACGCCGCCGUGGGUUCUUCUCCUCACAGCGCUCUAACAGUGUGAGAAGCCAGAAGAAGGAGCGGGAGAACAACUCCUACGCUUAAUGGAUAGCAUAAGUUAUCCGGUCCCGCGUUUCUCAUCUCAAUCUCGACAAGAUAACAAAACCGGAGAACCAGGCAACAUCGUCGAUACCAGUCGACCUCCGGGCCUUCCAUAUACGACUUUAUAUCCUCCUGGUUGAUAUCCCCUUUGGAAGUUCAUGCUUUCUCCAGGAGACGAGACCUCUUACUAUGCUUUGAUUUGAUUUGACCUUCCAGGAUUGAAGCACCCACACUCACUUGAUGCUGUUACGAAAACCUUACGAUCCUUGCUGAACUUAAUUCCGGGGCCACCAGAUGGCUGUGGGCAUUUACUGCGCAGUACUCAUUUUGGUUUGGUGCACGUUAAAACAACGCGAGUUUUUGAUGAUUUAUGGAUGAAUCACAUGGUUCAACGAUUCUCCGAUUUUGAAGAUCAUUUUGGAUUUGUGUCUUUCGUUGCGACGAUACUUAAUAGUUGUUGUAAUAUAAUCUAUUGCCUUAAAAUCACUGGAAGUAAAAUCUUGAUUUUUAGACAGCUGACAUAGAUAUAUAGAUGCCUUUUGUUGGAAACAAAAGAGGAACUAGCAGAGAGAUAGUAACCGUGAGAAU
Messenger RNA from Penicillium canescens, 1535 nucleotides. Its product is annotated as SUR7/PalI family protein. NCBI's taxonomy places the organism in Eukaryota, Fungi, Ascomycota, Eurotiomycetes, Eurotiales, Aspergillaceae. The record is from RefSeq and is a predicted model, not a curated record. Bases 192 to 950 code for a protein of 252 amino acids. The transcript has 4 exons. Gene Ontology annotation, cellular component: plasma membrane; cell cortex; membrane raft. Gene Ontology annotation, biological process: fungal-type cell wall organization; cortical actin cytoskeleton organization; septin cytoskeleton organization.